GGUCUUUAAUAUGUUAAAACAGUCGUUACUCAGUUUUAUUGAGUUGUUACCUUUAGCUACAAUACUAAAAAGGAAAGGCUUCUCCGUUUCGAACUUUGGUUAUCCUUCGAGAGACGACUUCAUCAUCAAUCACGCACGCAACCUAAUAGACGUUUUGAAUAGUUUAUCUUCGAGAGAGACGCGAACCUUUCACUUUGUAACGCAUUCGCUUGGUGCGAUAAUACUUCGCACGGCUCUAGCGCAACCAAAUUGUCCAGAAACCGCUAAAUCAGGACGUCUUGUUUUGUUAGCACCACCUCUUAAAGGUAGUAAAUUUGCAAGAUAUCUGCAGUCCAGAGAUUUGGGAGGAAAGUUACCCAAAUGGAUGGAAACCACUUCCAAGUGGAUUGUCGGUGACUGUACAGGUCGACAGCUCAUGACUAUGUCCGUUCAAGAGUUCGACGACAUGCCAUACUUUCCAUCUUCCACUUCAAUAUUAGUCAUUGCAGCGGAAAUGGGUCGUUUAAAUCCCCUACUGGAAGGAAGAAAUGAUGGAGUUUUAGAAGUUGAAGAAACGAUGCUCGGUCAACCUCACUAUCGGUUACUUGUACGAGGAACUCAUAAUAGUCUGCUGUUUCAACCAAAGGUUAUUGAGUGCAUCCUAAAUUUUUUAUGUGAGAAAAAAGUCUCAACUGAUAUCAUCUAUGUUCAAAAUAAACGUCUCUUGUAAAAACAGCCAAAAUACAACUAG
Molecule: messenger RNA, 730 nt
Organism: Galdieria sulphuraria
Lineage: Eukaryota; Rhodophyta; Bangiophyceae; Galdieriales; Galdieriaceae
Exons: 3
Coding region: 11-709 (232 amino acids)
Source: RefSeq, a predicted model, not a curated record